This is a messenger RNA of Oncorhynchus nerka (sockeye salmon), 2216 nucleotides long. RefSeq names its product bromodomain containing 9 (gene brd9). Gene Ontology annotation, cellular component: nucleus. Bases 100 to 2109 code for a protein of 669 amino acids. Gene Ontology annotation, biological process: regulation of transcription by RNA polymerase II. The transcript is spliced from 17 exons. The record is from RefSeq and is a predicted model, not a curated record. Lineage: Eukaryota; Metazoa; Chordata; Actinopteri; Salmoniformes; Salmonidae.
UCCGGGUUAUCGGGGUAUGGAUCGCAUUUUAAUGCAAACAAUUAUUAGAUACAGAUACCUGAUUACCAGACGCUUUCGCUUAAUUUAAACACAACAAACAUGGGGAAGAAGCAUAAAAAGCACAAGCCGGAGUGGAGAACAGUUGAUGACUGUGAGGACAAGCCUUUUGAGAAGCAGCUGAAGCUGGUGCUCAAAGUGGGAGGAAGUGAGAUCACAGAACUCUCAGGCUCCGGCCAUGACUCCAGUUACUACGACGACAGGUCAGACCAUGAACGAGAGCGCCACAAGGACAAAAAGAAGAAGAAGAAGAAAAAGUCUGAGAAGGAGAAAGACAAACACGUAGAUGAUGAGGAGAGGAGAAGACGGAAGGAAGAGAAGAGGAAGAAGAGAGAGCGGGAGCAGAAUGAAUCAGAGGCUGCUACUGCCUCUGCCAGUGGUGUGGGCCUGCCCACUGUUGUGCCCAGUCACACUGGUGUGGCAGUCGAGCCUUUCAUGCUGCCAAAGAUACCAAACAUUGGUAUUAGUUUUGAGCAGCAGGAGGAGAAGAAGAGGAAGAGGGAAAGGUCUGAGAUUGAGCCGGAGGUGAUGGACCAGUUUCACCCCAACAUCAAGGUAGAGGUGGAGCAACAAGGAGACCGGCCUGUCAGGGCUUGCAGGACAGCCCCGGAGAGUGAGUGCACCCCUCGACAGCAGCUGCUGGAACACUUCCUGCGCCAGCUUCAGAGGAAGGAUGCCCAUGGGUUCUUCACUUUCCCAGUGACAGACGCCAUCGCUCCAGGUUACUCUGUGAUAAUCAAACACCCCAUGGAUUUCAGCACCAUGAACGACAAGAUCACAGACAACGAGUACAAAACCGUCACGGAGUUCAAGGCGGACUUCAAGCUGAUGUGUGAUAAUGCCAUGGUGUAUAACCGUCCGGAGACCGUUUACUACAAGGCUGCCAAGAAACUGCUGCACACUGGCUUCAAGAUGAUGAGCAAACAGGCGGCCAUUUUAGGGGACGAGGACUUGGCGUCUGAGGAGCCCCCUCCGGAGGUCAUCUCCAUGCCCGUGGAGUCGGCGUCGGCCAAGAAAUCUAAGAAACCCAAAGACAUCAAAGAUAUGAAGGAAGUCAUCAGCAGUUACCUGUAUGAGCCAGAGGGGAACGCCUGCAGCCUGACUGACAGCACAGCAGAGGAACACGUUCUGGCCCUGGUGGAGCACGCUGCAGAUGAAGCACACGACCGCAUCAACCGAUACAUGCCCAACUCCAAGAUGGGUUACCUGAGGAAAGAGCCUGAUGGUAAUCUGUUGUACACUGUAGUGAAUCAGCUGAAUCCAGAAGCAAAAGAGGAGGAGACCCACCCUGUGGACCUGAGCUCUCUGUCCAAUAAGCUCCUUCCUGGAUUAACAACACUGGGUUUCAAAGAUGACAGGAGACACAAGGUGACGUUCCUGAGCAGUACCUACAACACCCAGACCCUGCAGAACAACUCCAUCUACCCAGACCUGCUGCCUGAUGAGAUGGACCUGCUCUACUCAGCCUACGGGGAUGAGACUGGGGUGCAGUGUGCUCUCAGUAUUCAGGAGUUUGUUAAAGGUUGUGGGAACGUUACUAAGCGUUUAGUUGACGGGCUGCUGGAUAAGAUGACUGCAGGGGACCACUCUAAGGCUGUCUACCAGAUCAGACAGAAAAGAAACAUGGCGUUACCGGACGAACCCAAGAGCAACAUUUACGAUAUGCAGAUGGCUGAUGGGACAGGUCUGGGAGAGGGCAGCUCAGUGCUGGACUUCAUGUCCAUGAAGAGCUACUCUGACAUGUCUCUGGAGAUGUCCAUGCUCAACUCUUUAGGGAAGUCAGUGAAGAAGGAGCCGGGGCAUGAAGACGGGGUCAGUCAGCAGCACUUUGAGGAGGCAGCCAAGCUGCUGCAGGAGUUCCAGGAGGGCCAGGUGGAGAGGGGAGGCUCCAGGCCCUCCUCUAACCUCUCCUCCCUGUCAGGGACCUCCGACAGGGACCAGCACCACCUGGGGAGUCCCUCACACCUGGGUGUUGGUGACCAGUCUGAGAUGGUUCAUGACCCCUAUGAGUUCCUCCAGUCUCCAGAGCCAGGCUCCACAUCCAACAGCUGACCUAUGAGUUCCUCCAGUCUCCAGAGCCAGGCUCCACAUCCAACAGCUGACCUAUGAGUUCCUCCAGUCCCCAGAGCCAGGCUCCACAUCCAACAGCUGACCUAUGA